Hydractinia symbiolongicarpus is the source of this 2832-nucleotide messenger RNA. RefSeq names its product dynein axonemal intermediate chain 4-like. Gene Ontology annotation, molecular function: dynein heavy chain binding; dynein light chain binding. Gene Ontology annotation, biological process: cilium movement. The transcript has 24 exons. Bases 26 to 2452 code for a protein of 808 amino acids. Lineage: Eukaryota; Metazoa; Cnidaria; Hydrozoa; Anthoathecata; Hydractiniidae. Gene Ontology annotation, cellular component: axonemal dynein complex. The record is from RefSeq and is a predicted model, not a curated record.
AUGAUUUAAGGUAAUAAUAAAUAGAAUGACAGGUAGGAAAAGUAUGCAAACAAGUACAAGUGGAAGGAGAAGCUCUAAUGCUGGCUCACGCAGUGGAAUGUUUGGCACUUCCUUGAGUCGAAGAAAUGUAGCGUUUGACUCCAAACUUGACAGGGUGCCAUUAAAAAAAGCUUCAGUUCAGGUUUUUGAUGAAAAAGGACAAGAUGUUACUCCACGUAGUCUUCUCUCUUCUGACCUGACAACACAGUCAAAUUCAGGGAAGAACAACAGUAAAAGUGUCAUCAACUUUAAUGAUUCUUCUUCUGUUGGUACUCCUUCAGAAAUGUUCAACCAAUCCAUGUUUGGUGCAAGUACUUUCCAGGCCAGCUAUGCAGCUGGAUUUUCCAGGUCCAUAAUGAGUUCAAUGAUGGGUAGCUCACGAGCGUCACUAGAUUCUGUCACAGACGAAAUAUCAGAGCCUAGUCAUUUGCACACAUUUGCUGGUUUGCAAGAUAUUGAAAGAAAGCGAAACGAAGUUAGAGAAGCUCUCACAUCAACAGACCUUAAAAAAUUGGUUACAAUCACGUUAGAAGAAACAGAUACAAUAUGGCACCUUGAUAUUCCCGGCGUCGUUGCAACAAGUAGCGAUGUAGAAGACGUUAAAGAAAGAAACCAUAAAUAUGAUCAGCUAUGUGCAAACAGGACAGGCAAUGAUAUGUAUGUACAUCGUGGUGUACAAACCUUCAAUGACGCAUUGAAAGCAAAAGAAAUGCAAACACUACCAGUUGAAGUAAAGGACAUUGGAUGUCUGGCCACAACAUGGGAUCUGUACGAUACUUACAAUGAAAAAGAAAAAGAAGUUGAAGAAGAUGCGGUUGAUGAUGACAUAUUUUCACAUACUGCUGCACUUCAUAAAGAAGCCGCACAGACAAAUGUACCAACACCCAGAGCAGGUCAAUUUAAUAAACUGACACAGUCUGAUCUCACAGAAAGCAGUGCAAGCUUUAUCUCAAGUAGUUCAAUAUCUGUUGCAGCCGAUCCUGACAAUUUAGAGUCAGAACGAAGCUCAGUGGCACCGUCAGACACAAACGCUCAAUUGGCUAAAAUUAUGAAGCUGAACAGCAUGAAGGACAACUUAUUUAUUCUGGAGAGAAUCAUUGUGCAGAAUUUAUACCACACACGACAAGUAGCAUACAGAGGAGCUGAGGAUUUAGUUUUUGCACCAAGAGCUCCCGUUGAUGAAGAAACGGAAGAAGAAAAUGAGACCAAACUGGGACCCAAUAUAUCUCGCUUGUGGUCAUAUGAAUGUUUAGAAACAAGAGGAUUUGCUGUCACCUGUAUGGUGUGGAACAAAGACAACCCUGACCUUCUUGGUGUUGGUUACGGUGAAAAUGGUUUCUCAGCAGAUGGGAAAGGAAUGGCUUGUAUAUGGUCUAUUAAGAACCCAGAGUUUCCUGAGCGAAAGUUCAGAACAAAGAGCGCUAUUGUUUCUAUCGAUUUCUCUGCAUCUCAUCCAAAUUUUUUAGCAGUUGGUUUGUAUAAUGGUACGAUCGCGGUGUAUAAUGUUCGAAGUACUGUUGAUGCACCUUUAUUGGACAAUUUAGAAAGUGUAGGAAAGCAUGCUGCACCAGUAUGGCAGUUGCGAUGGAUUGAGCGAGAUAAAGGGACUGGGGAAGAAAAAGGCGAACUUUUGAUAUCCUCAUCAGCAGAUGGACGUGUAACGCAAUGGUCGAUUAGGAAAGGCUUUGAAUUUAUGGACUUGAUGAAGUUGAAACGCAUCAACCUAUCAAAACAAGCCGACAAAAAAAGCGACGCCGCUGCGGCAAAGAAAAACGACGCUUUAAUUUCCCGAUACGCUGCCGGGAUGUGUUUCGAUUUUCAUCCUGUUGAUGGAAACAUAUAUAUCGCUGGAACGGAGGAGGGUCAUAUUCAUCGAUGUUCAUGUUCUUACAAUGAACAGUUUUUAGAAACUUACUCUGGACACAAGGGUUCUGUGUAUCGCACGCUUUGGUCACCUUUCAACAAAAACGCAUUUUUAAGUUGCAGUGCUGAUUGGUCCGUUCGCCUGUGGCACGUGGACAAACUACAACCAAUCAUAACUCUCCAAGCAUCAACGAAAGGUAUUGUGGAUAUUGAUUGGUCGCCGAAAUCCGCUAGCAUGUUUGCUGCCAUUAACGAGCAACAAAUCGAGAUCUGGGACCUAAGUGUUAGCACUUUGGAUCCAUUAUUAGUGAAUCUACCAGUAAAAAAGGUGAAGCUGACGUCAGUCAAGUUCGCUCUUAAUUCGGAGGCUUUGUUUGUUGGAGAUUGUGAAGGUCACGUGACUAUUUAUCAAUUACGUGAGAUGAAUUUGAGCCGUGAAAAUCAGACUGGCGCAAUACUGUCAAGGAUUAUGAAGUCAACGUUAUCACAAAAUGACGGCAUAGACGAGAGAAGCACCGAUGACGUUGAAAGUGACGACGUCGAUCGAUGAUAGUUAUAUAAUUUGUAGUAGACAUUUUUAAGCAUCGUUAGCCGUGAAACGCGUUGUUAGAUCUAAGUUAUGUUGAUUGUCUGAUAAUUGUCUAGUGUAAACCGGCUGUUAAUUUUUUAAUUAAGAAUUUUAAAUAACGCUCGAUUUAUUGGCCGAAAAUAUUGCAGGACUGUCUUUCGCUUUGCUAGUUUCACCAUUAAAACGAAAAAGAAAAUACCCUGUUGAUCAGAAAUCAUUAGUAUUUAAACAGCCGGAAUAUCGAGCGCCUUAUUCGAAUGGUUGACGCUUCUUAUAAGAUGUUAUCUGUUUAUCGUAUAUUAAUAUUUAACUUAAAGAGAUGUAAAUAUAUAUUAUAUUUUUAAUAUAAAUUGAUUGAUACG